Molecule: messenger RNA, 4881 nt
Organism: Phyllostomus discolor (pale spear-nosed bat)
Lineage: Eukaryota; Metazoa; Chordata; Mammalia; Chiroptera; Phyllostomidae
Gene: FOXJ3
Product: forkhead box J3
Exons: 13
Coding region: 163-2031 (622 amino acids)
Biological process (GO): regulation of transcription by RNA polymerase II
Cellular component (GO): nucleus
Molecular function (GO): DNA-binding transcription factor activity, RNA polymerase II-specific; RNA polymerase II cis-regulatory region sequence-specific DNA binding
Source: RefSeq, a predicted model, not a curated record
GCUCCCGCUGCUGCCGCCGCCGCUUUGGGCGCUGCUUGGGGCCUCAGCCGCUCGCACCAGGCGCCGUUGGGACCUUUCCCGGGGGGCGGAGACGCACGCAGCGGCCGGGGGCUCGGCCGGGCCGUCCCGGCCUGCGCAGCCUGAGAUUUUCUUUGUGGCCAGAUGGGUUUGUAUGGACAGGCUUGUCCAUCUGUAACUUCAUUAAGGAUGACAUCUGAAUUGGAGAGCAGCCUAACAUCUAUGGACUGGUUACCACAGCUCACCAUGAGAGCAGCUAUCCAAAAAUCUGAUGCUACACAAAAUGCACAUGGAACAGGGAUUUCCAAGAAGAAUGCACUCCUUGACCCGAAUACAACCCUGGACCAGGAAGAAGUCCAACAGCACAAAGAUGGGAAACCUCCAUACAGUUAUGCCAGCCUCAUUACAUUUGCAAUUAAUAGCUCACCCAAAAAGAAAAUGACACUAAGUGAGAUUUACCAGUGGAUUUGUGAUAACUUCCCAUAUUAUAGAGAGGCUGGCAGUGGUUGGAAGAAUUCGAUACGACAUAACCUGUCGCUGAAUAAGUGUUUCCUUAAAGUGCCUCGAUCCAAGGAUGACCCCGGAAAGGGAUCUUACUGGGCAAUAGACACCAAUCCGAAGGAAGAUGUGCUGCCUACACGGCCAAAGAAGAGAGCACGAUCUGUUGAACGGGCUUCAACUCCAUAUAGCAUAGAUUCAGAUUCUUUGGGAAUGGAGUGUAUAAUUUCGGGAAGUGCCUCUCCAACUCUGGCAAUCAACACUGUGACUAACAAAGUAACAUUGUACAACGCUGAUCAGGAUGGUAGUGACAGCCCACGCAGUAGCCUUAACAACAGUCUCUCAGACCAGAGUUUGGCGUCUGUUAACUUGAACAGUGUUGGAAGUGUGCAUAGUUAUACACCGGUGACAAGCCAUCCAGAACCAGUCUCUCAGUCACUGACUCCUCAACAGCAGCCACAGUACAACCUUCCAGAACGAGACAAACAACUGCUUUUCUCAGAAUAUAAUUUUGAAGAUCUCAGUGCCUCAUUUCGGAGCCUUUAUAAGUCAGUUUUUGAGCAGUCACUUAGUCAACAAGGUUUGAUGAACAUCCCUUCGGAAUCUUCCCAGCAGUCCCACACUUCGUGUUCCUAUCAGCAGCCUCCCAGCAGUACAGUGAGCUCUCACCCACACAGCAACCAAAGCAGCCUGUCCAAUAGUCAUGGCAGUGGCCUCAACACCACUGGCAGUAAUUCGGUUGCACAAGUCUCGCUGUCCCACCCCCAGAUGCACACACAGUCGUCUCCACAUCCGCCCCAUCGACCACAUGGUUUACCACAGCAUCCGCAGCGUCCCCAGCAUCCAGCACCGCACCCACAGCAACACAGCCAGCUCCAGUCCCCUCAUCCCCAGCACCCCUCUCCACACCAACACAUGCAGCAUCAUUCGAACCAUCAGCAUCAGACGUUAACACAUCAGGCACCCCCACCCCCACAACAGGUAUCCUGUAAUUCUGGUGUUUCAAAUGAUUGGUAUGCGACACUUGAUAUGCUAAAAGAAAGCUGUCGAAUUGCUACCAGUGUUAAUUGGUCAGAUGUAGACCUUUCACAGUUCCAAGGUUUGAUGGAGAGUAUGAGACAGGCAGAUCUCAAGAACUGGUCUUUAGAUCAGGUUCAAUUUGCUGAUCUCUGUUCUUCUCUUAAUCAAUUCUUUACACAAACCGGCCUUAUCCACUCACAGAGUAAUGUUCAGCAAAAUGUCUGUCAUGGUGCCAUGCAUCCAGCAAAACCUUCCCAACACAUUGGAACAGGAAAUUUGUACAUAGACUCCAGGCAAAAUCUCCCUCCUUCAGUAAUGCCACCUCCCGGUUACCCUCACAUCCCACAGGCACUCAGCACUCCAGGAACAACGAUCACAGGCCAUCACGGAGCCAUGAACCAGCAGCACAUGAUGCCUUCCCAAGCCUUCCAGAUGCGGCGCUCUCUGCCCCCAGAUGACAUCCAGGAUGACUUUGAUUGGGAUUCAAUUGUGUAGAGCUUGUUUCUGCAAGGCGCGGGACCCCAGAGUCACGUUUCUGUGCAGUGAAGGGCAAGGUUUAAGAGAAUCCAGUUGAGAAGAGUUGCUAAUCACUUUACCAAUGCUAUCAAAAUUUCUUUUGAAGACAAUCAAGAAGAUUUUAGCUGGAUAACCUACUGCUUUUAUCCAACCCAAACGAGUACUCCAUGUUUGUCUCCCUGCCAGCCGCCCUCCGUAGCUCCUAACUGUUGUGUGAUUUAAACAGCUUUUGCAUAUUUGUGUCAGUUUGUUGUUGACCACAAGUGCCAGACUGAUUUUUCAGACAGAGCCUAUUUUGCUGCAAGCAGUUUAUAGAUACAUAUGUGUAAAUAUAUGUACAAAAUUUACUGAAAGGCUUCGAUUUUUUUCUAAUUGGAUUAUUAGAUCUCGAAAAGAAAAUUACUGUGAGUUUUUAUUCCUUGUUAGGCUAUUUUCUGCAGGAUGGUUUUAACUGAUGUGGGCAACUUAAAGGAAAUAGAUUUUUUCAAAGCCUGGUUCCCCUUACUGAAUUUUCUAAGAAAUGUGGGUAUCGAAUCCUACCCAGUAAGUCAGAGAACCCAGAGUUUGGUCAUCUCCGAGCAGUGCAAAGGGCAUGUUGUUCCCGAGCAACACACAGAACUGACCAAUUUUUUUUUCGUGAUGGUUGGAGGAUUAUAGGUUUUAUGUUGUGCAUUGUCAAUGUCUAAUUUCCUAAUCUGCAUUAUAACAGCUCUAAAAUUUAUUUGAUUGAUUAGAAGCUGGGUAUUGCUUGGCUCUUUAAACAAAUCAAUGUCUCCACUUAUUUAUUAUUCAGAAGUCUAACUUUAAUAUUUAUUGCUACCUUCUAUGAAUGCUUAGCUCUAAUUGGGUUCAUUAGGGAUAAAUGGGAUGUCUGAAAGCACAGAAUUAUUUUUCUUGGUAAGAGUUUACAGACAAGACAAUCAGAGAGAUUGUGUUAUUCUCUUUGUCAUCACUCCUCAUACCAUGUGAGUAUAUUUCCCUAUCUUAGCAUUCCUGCUAAUUGAGACUUACUAGCUAAGUAGGACUGUUCUUCUGGAAUUUGAAUCAGAUUUCCUUUGGGCAACAGAAUGGGAGGGCAUUGUUUAUAGAGCAAGUUUCCCCACUCAUUCGCUUCCCACUUGGGAAGCACUGGCAGGAGGACGGAGCCACACACAGAUUCUGUUCGCCUCGGCGUUCAGUGCAGUUGCUGUUAUGGGGCCGCCGUUUCUGUGCUGGCGUGACAGUUGGGUGCGUGCUGUGGAAUGCAGCCCGUCUCUUAGGGGUUUUUAUUAGUUGUUUAUUAUUUUGUUUCAUAUCAUAUCACAGUUACUUUGCAUGGGUUGACUGUCUUAGUUUUAUAAUAAAACUAAAAGAAAUGAGAUUUUUUUAAAUGAAUAGAUUUUGAAUUGGUUCUUAGAGGAAAAAAAGCAGAUUUUUUUUUCAGUUCUAAUGGGGAAAUAUGUUUCAUCAAAUCAAGGAGUAAUAACUACUCGCUGCCUUUUAGCAUCUCAAGUCUCUGUCAUCCAUGUUUAAAUCCCUUUAAUUAGCCUUAGUGGUUCUGUGGUUGAGUAAUCUCUACUUGAACUAAACAUUCUUGUUUCUAUACGUGUGUAUGUGAGAGUGUUUGAAUAUGUGUUGUUUGUUUUUUUUAAUGGAGUGUUGCCUUGAAUGAAUCACUGGGAAGCCGCCAUGGUUAGAGGCUGGUGAGUGGGGGAGAAAGGAAGGGCUUUAUGUUCCUGUUGUCCGGACCCUGCUUGGCAUGAAAAAAGGAAGCUCAGCUCCAGCCCCUUGGAUCAGAGAAUACCAGAAGAUUCUGAAAGGGCAGCCAGCAGGCCCCUCUUAGAUCGAUCAGAGGCGAGAUGAGAUAGCAGCCUGCAGAGUAAACGCUUGACAAAAAGAGAGGGGGUGAUUUUCAGUAGUCUGCUGAAGUCACCGUUUUCUAGAUACCAGAAUGACCCUUUGGAAACUUCUAAUUGCUUGGGCAGCAAUGUGUGCACUUUAAACAGUUUGGGUAUUGGAAUGGAGUCUCUUACAUUGAAUGAUUUGACUAGAAACCGCUGAUGAGGAUUUCUCAAAUUGUGUGAAACUAAUUUCCUGUUUGGCGCUCAUUUACUGAUUUGCAGUGAUGAAUAUUUUUAUAAGAAAUUAAACUUACCAAGAAUGGCCCUGGAGGCAGAGCCUCCAUCCAGACCCUUCCUACUCCUGUGGUUCAGGUGGCCUGGGAGCCCGGGACAGGCCUUCUCGGUGGGCUCCAGCCGGACGGGGCUCCCUGGCGAGGUGCAGAGCAUCCCUCUAGUGGCCAUUUCAUUUGGUAGUUGUUAAUGCAAAGUUCUGUCAGGGGCCUCAAUUGGCUGAAGGCUUUUGGGGAAAAGAAUAAUAAAUGCAUAUAAUGAAACGGGGUACUCUGUCCAGGAGAAUAAUCCGACUGGCAUUUGUGGCAGUUUUUGAAAUGUAAAUGUAUUCAUGUGUGUACCUGUAAAUACAUGUCUCUCAGAUGUCCUUUGAAGUGGGAGGGAAUCAAUCUGGGGAUUAUUUCAAAUGGAAUAGAGUAUUUUGAUAUUGUCCAUUCAAAGGGUGAUGUGUACAUAUCUAUAUUGUAUAUAUGUGAUGAAAUGCAUUGGCUUUUUGUGCAAACACAAUCUGCUCUCUGUACUGCUGUUGGACAGUCAGUGUUUUAAUGUUUCUACAGUUUUGCUAUUGCACGAUUUCAUAUUUUGCCUCUAUGAUGAACACCCAUUCUUUGUAACUGUUUAGUGCUUUAAAGAAAUAUUCCAAGUGUCAUUAGGAUUGUUGGUGCCAGAACUGAUAUGCAUGAAUGGCACUUAAAAUAAAUAUAUUAUGUAAACUCUA